UAGAAUUAAUCCUCAUAUUAGCAUAUCUCCUGUCCAGAAUAAAUUAUACCCGACAGCCGGCGGACUUCGCCGGACUAUUAGUCCAUCUGAAUUUCGAUGAUCUUCUUCGCCGUUGAGCUUCGUCGGAAACCUUAAUAUCUUCCAUAACUUCGAUUCACUGAGGUGGAGCCCUGACGAGGUAAUUCGAAACUGAAGACCCCCAACCGUGGGCCCCCCCUCGAGUUUUCUCUUUCACGAACAUAGAGAUGGCAUCACUACUUACCCACCCUCCAUCCAGUAUUCCAGUACCUACCGUUUCUCGUUCGCGUCACAAUCGCUUGAAGGUGUGGAAAUCCCAAAAUCUACCUGCCAUUAGCAAUUCACGACGCAUUAGUGUUCACCGUCGAUCUAUCUGCUAUGCAAAUACUUCCCCAUUUGAACCCUCUCCAAUAACAUACGCCCCAGAAAACGAAGAAACUGCCAAUAUCUUCGAGUCCAUGAAUUCUUCUCAAGAACUAGCCAAGCCUUCGACAACCAAAACCGAACCAUUCAUCGCGCAGCUCCAAUACCUCAGAAAGCCCCUAUGGCUUGUGGGGCCCGCAAUCCUCCUACUCACGGGGGUGGUCCCCACCUUAUGGCUGCCCAUCUCUUCGAUAUUCAUGGGUCCCACCAUAGCCACGCUCCUCUCUCUCACAGGCCUCGACUGCAUAUUCAACCUCGGCGCUUCCCUCUUCCUCCUCAUAGCAGAUUCCACUGCCCGUACAGCUCAGCCUUGCUGUAAUAAGCCGCCCCAUGCUUAUAAAUUCUGGAACACGCUAGCAAACGUAACGGGAUUUCUCGUUCCCCUACUGGUGCUCUUUUGUUCCCGAAGGGGCUUGCUCGAGCCUCAAUUGCCGUUUAUAUCUUUUGCGGUGCUUCUGGGGCCCUACUUUCUGCUGCUGUCUGUGCAGAUGCUGACGGAGAUGCUGACGUGGCACUGGGGGUCGCCCGUGUGGCUGGUGGCCCCCGUUGUGUACGAGGCGUACAGACUGUUGCAGCUGAUGAGGGGUCUGGGGCUUGGAGUCGAGCUGGCAGCGCCCGAUUGGAUGGUGCACACGGUGAGAGGGUUAGUGUGUGGGUGGGUGCUGGUUCUUGGUGUGCAGCUCAUGAGAAUUGCUUGGUAUGCUGGUUUUACUUCUUCUCUUGCUUCUUCUUCUGUUGAUGAUUAUUGAUCCAACGGCUGAAAAUGUUUGUUUGUUUCACCUUCUUGUAUAUAUAUAGGGUAAAUUACAACCACCCCUGAGGUAUGGUUAAAUUACAAAAAAAACCCUCAUGUUUGGGUAAUUACAAACACCCCUCAACUUUAAAUCUUCUUAAACGUCCACCCUCGCGGUUUCAAAUUUAGUGGAAUCAUCUAGAUUAUAUGGAAUAUUCUCGAUUUUGUACUCGUUUUA
Messenger RNA from Erythranthe guttata (spotted monkey flower), 1412 nucleotides. RefSeq names its product cytochrome P450 family protein. Lineage: Eukaryota; Viridiplantae; Streptophyta; Magnoliopsida; Lamiales; Phrymaceae. The record is from RefSeq and is a predicted model, not a curated record.